CGCCGACGUCGCAGUCGAGGGGGAGCAGGGCUGCCGGAGCUCGCACGGAUGCGCAGUCGGAGGGACGACUGGAGGAGAGUAGGAGGUAGGUACGCUGGGACAGGGUGAUGUCGCCGGCGACGGCAGGGCCAGUCGGCCGGAGCUGGAUUGAUCCGGAGGCGCUCAGCAAGAGAGGCGGACAGCGGACCGAUGGAGAAGGGAUCGGCAUCGGGCAGCUCGAAGACCCAAAACGGCUGCCUCAUCAUCUACCUCACCGUCUCUCCUCCAGUACGCGGAUGCUCUGCUCGACCUCUUCCUCGUCAUGGCUGCUCAACAAAAUAAGCAGGAGCAGCCGGUGCAGCCGAGCGUCUGCCUUAGGCUUCAGCAGGACAUGGCGUUCAACGGUGGAUGCAGGCGGCCUAUGCCAAGCUGGUGCGGGCGGGCUGCUGUCGUUCAUCUACCCCACGCUGCAGCUGCUGCGGCACGGCGUCCGGCUAUUCGGCGACCAGGACCUGCAGAGCAAGGUUGGCCUGCUCAUCGACUAUGUUGGGGAUCAGGAUCUAAUCUCUCCCAUGGCGGUCGGCGGCGCUCUGGCCGUGGAGGCCUGCUCCUCAUGCUCCUCCUCUGGAUCUAAUUCUUGAUUCUUGCGUCGGUCUGAACUGUGCGAUUUACGUUUCGUCAGAGGUCUGUUCUUGGGAUUCUGGUGCUGUUGAUCUCGUCAAGGGCCUCAUCUGCUUUCUUUCAUCUUGUGAAGGGUUUCUUUUCUACGGUUGGUGUCAGCAGUCAGCUCAUCUCCUGGUUCAUCGUCCAGUAUUUGCACUCCUCUGAUCAACUUGCUAAGGAUUUCCUAAUGGAUCCUGUACACAUUCCACCAAGGGUUAUUUUGGAUGCUAUGCUGAACACACUCUAUAGCUCCCAAAAGCUGUGUACUACACCCAGCCUACAGGAGACAUUGGUAUAGAGACUGAUUGAGUAUUAUCCAUCUCUGCAGCACUUGCCAAAGAGCACUGUCAAGAGAUUUGUUUGUCAGUCUGAGUCAUCUUGCUACUUUUGCAGGUUUAUUUGCAUAUGAAAUCACCAGAAUUUUCGCCAUGGCUCUGGUUCUUGACAUGGUGCUUAAAAGCACUCAUCCCAUCUUGAUUAUUCGCAUACAGUUUUUUGUUUUUGUUUUUACUGAUUCACUUCUAUCGACAUAUUUUUAUGUCCCUUUUUAUGACCAGCUUGGUCAUUUGGUCUGGAUGGAGUCAUUCAACUCGGAAAGAAAAAAGAAUUUGAGAAUGCUUUAUCUUUCAUGCAAUAGUUGCGGUCAAUUGUUCUUGGUUUUUCCUGUAGUAGUUGAUAAUCAGUCUGAACAAUAGUAGUAAAGCCAAUAGCAGUUAAUUUGAGACGACUUUUAUCUUCCCUACAGUAGUUAAGGUUGAUUGUUCUUAGUUUUCCCUGUAGUGUUUAAUUUGAUUGUUCUGAGCAUUCAAAUUGUACUCUGUUUCUCUCCUACUCUUUUCUGACAAAUGUUAUUAUCUGUGCUUCAUUACUACUCUCUCUAAAUCAUGUGAGAGUUGAAUGAUGUUGCAGGAUAACUAUUGAUGGUGAAAAGAUUGUGGUUUUUUAUACUGGUAUAGGGGGAGUAUAAUACAAAUGGUCCUUCAAAUCCAGUUGGAAGCUCCUCCCUGUAAUUGAUGAAGGCAGGAUUUACUAUUUCUAGGGAGUAAGAGGUUUAUUUGUUGAACCAUGAUAUCUAAGGGAGUAAGAGGCAACGUCCAGGGGUAUCUAAGAGAGCUGGUCCAGGCUUGAUGGAAAUCGCUUAGUACAUUCAUGGGAUCACAAACUUUUGGCGUUGGUUGAGAUUAGUGACGCGGGACCAUUAAUAACUAGAAGACUGUGACAAUUAACUUACUGUUUCAUGAAUUAGAGAGGCUGGGUUGGACCAACUCCAUGUUACAGGCCCUUUCCUCAUUGCAUUUCUC
Triticum urartu is the source of this 1943-nucleotide messenger RNA. The record is from RefSeq and is a predicted model, not a curated record. Lineage: Eukaryota; Viridiplantae; Streptophyta; Magnoliopsida; Poales; Poaceae.